AGUGGACGUCUGAUUUGACUGGCGACGUGCGAAGAUCAAUUGCAGAAGCAGGGAGCUGGGGCAGGGCGCCAGCACGCCGAGGACCGACCGACUGCCUGACCGGGCAACCCAAUCGCCGGCGUGGGAGUUACGCUUGAGGGAUGAUAGCGGCGUUGAACCAUGCGCCAUCGCAUGAUGCACGAGGCUGGGCCGGGACUCACGCGCUCUGGAAAUGGGACUCUGGAGGGAAGUCUGGCACUACUGGGUCGGACAAACGGAUCGCAAGGAGUGUGCGGCCGGCGGGGAUGGCGUUUCGGGGACCGGGCCUGCAACAACGCCGGGCAGACGGAGACGAUGCGAGAGAAGCGAAGAUGAAGAAGGCCCCUUGAGAGGUGGGUGGGGCGGCAGUGACGUUGCGAGUUGUACGAGGUUGACAGGCACGGUGACUGACUGGUCACCCCACUAGUCUACGUCUGCUGGUGUGUCCGCCCGGGGCCGGGACUUUAGGGUACGAAUUGCGGGUGGCAGGGACUAGGUGCAUAACGUGUGAGCCUGGGGGUGUCGUGGGUAAAUCGCAAUGGAUGUGCAAGAGGCAACAGGAACAGCUGCGGCUACGACUGUGUGGUUGAUUUUACCUGUUCGCGUUUGUCUCGCUCGAUUUCGCAGUGGUUAGUUGACGAUGGUCAAGGAAGAAGAGCGCGUACUGACUCGAAGCCAGCAUUGUGAUGAUUUCCAUGAUGCAUCGUAUCAUCUGGGGCGAUCGUGAUGAUCGUGUUGUGUGAUCGGUCUUGUCUGUGGAGAUGGGUGAGUGGGUAGAGAGCAGGGGAAACAGAGCGAUUGUGUAUGAUCGUCCCGUGUGAUGGUUGAGUGCUUUACACGCAGUACUUGAAGGAUGGACCAGCAGCGUCGGACUGGUCUCUCGGUGACUGGCGGUGAUGCCGGGCAUUUGUGUUGCCAUUCAUGGCGAUUGUAGAAGAGAGUGUUCAAAUUUAGUGCGGUCGCUGGGAGUGGACGAGGAGUGGUAGCACUGGCAGGUGUGAGACGAUUAUGGGUGCGCGAACAAAUAACAGGCAAAGGUUGGCAGAAGUCGACAUCGUUGUGGAUAUUAGUCGCGGUACAAACAGAGGAACUGGUGGAAUUGGCGCCAUAAUGAUGGGUUCAGGUGAUGAUGUUGAGCAUUCACCGAGGGUCUCAUCGUCGGUUGCAGCGGAUAGCAGUGAUCUACGGGCUCCCGAUAUGAAUAUUGGUGUAAUGGACCAUCAAGACAAGGACGAAGUUAUGGUGGAAGCACAGGGGGUGGGGGAAGAUCGAUCGGCGGAUGAAGCUCUUCCCGAUGUGUUGAAUGGAAAGGCACCGAAGGCCUUGGUAGCACCCAAAUUGGGUGAGUCCAGGAAAAACUCUGGUGGGCUUAGUGACAGCGUCGUGUCGAACGGUUUGGUACAUGAUACGGACCAGGUGGUGAAGAACGGUGGGUCCCGGAAGAGGAAGUCUAAGACCAUCCAUUACAUGAAUUCUAGGGUACCUCAUGCUGCGCCUGCAUUGGAGAGCGAGGAGGGCUCCGACGGUCAAAAAAGUCCUGAAGAAAGAGGGGAUGCUAUCGCGCGUCCCAGUCAGGCCCCUCGUGCAGCUGCCAUCAAGCUGAAGUCUAUGGUUCCAGUUGGAGACAAGUUACUGAAAGCUCCAAGGAACGCCAAGGAGCUCAUGGCAACCAGGCUGAUGGAGGGUCAUCAUGUGCGGUGCUCGUGUCGCGGUAUACAGCUCACGGGAAUGCUGAAAGACAUGGGUGUGCAGUGCGACUGCCGGAAUUGCAGGGGUUCCGUGAUUGUUUCUAUUUCAGCUUUUGAGGCACAUUCGGGAAGUACUUCUCACCAUCCAAGUGACAAUAUUUACCUUGAGAAUGGGAAGAACCUUCGGGAUAUUCUCAGCGCUGGUCAAGAAGCGGCAGAUUGUGGGGACAACAUACUGAGAGCUCUGAAGAUGGCUAUAGGAGAUGUUCAGGGAGUUGAAAAGAGUAAGAGUAAGUGCGCGAAGUGUGGGAAUCCAGAAGAGGGUGAUUUAAUUUACUGCAAGGGAGCUAGGUGCUCUGUAGUUGCACAUUCUGGAUGUGUUGAAAUCGCGAACCCACACCUUGGGGACUGGUUUUGUGGUAAGUGUGAGAAAACGAAGAAGCCUCAUGCUUCAGUGAAAGUAAAGCGCCCCAUCUCUAGUGGAGCAGAGAAGGAGGAUAGCCGAGUAAGGGAGAAAGAUGCUACAGUGUCGGCCAGAUUGAGUCGAGAUGCACAUUUGCACAAAGCACUUUUCUUGCCUGGUGGAUUGGAGAACGGCACAGAGCUAGGCUACUAUACGAAAUCCCAGCUGAAACUGAAAGGUGUGAAAAGAGGCAAAGGUAUAUGCUGCAGUUGCUGUAACAAAGAGAUAAGCUGCUUUGAGUUUGAACAACAUGCUGGUUGUGAGGCUCGUCGAAACCCAUACGGAAACAUCUUGGUGUUGGUGGAUGGUCGUUCCCUGAAAGACGUGUGCAAAGAUCUGACUCAUAAGAACAAGCUGGGUGAACAACAAAAUUGUGAACCACUUGCCAGGGAUGUCAACUGCUGUUAUGAAUGUAGUAGCAGUGGAGAACUGAAGACCUGCAACGGUUGUGAAGAAGCAUGGUGCGAUAAUUGUACCAAAGGAGAAGAGGUUGAUUCCGAUAGCAAGUGGUACUGUCGAAUGUGCCGUAAUGACACUCUCAAGGUGGCACAGAAUGGACAAAAAGUUUCUGGCAAGCACCAAGAGGAAUCGUCUAGCAUUACAGAAAUAGACGAGCGAGGUCGUUGCAUACGUCAUUUGGAAGGACAUCGGGAAGUUGGGGGCUGUGCUAUCUGCAAGAAAUGGAAUUUGAGCAAGACAGGUUUCGUUGAUGGCAUGACGAUUUUAGUUUGUGAUCAAUGUGGACGAGAAUAUCACGUUAGCUGCCUAAAGGAUUCAGGCAUGGAUAACCUAAAUGAAUUACCAGAAGGAGAAUGGUUCUGCCAGAAGGGCUGCAAAGUCAUUGAUGAAAUCUUGACACAGUUAGUUGCCAUUGGGCCAGAGUCGCUAUCCCAUAGCAUAAUCAGUGAGUUACCGGAGAAUCGGCAGCAGAAGAGCGGUGUGAUAGAGAAAGCAGAGUCCAUUAGUCCGAGUUUUGAAUGGCAAAUUCUGUGCGGCAAGGGCAGCUCCCCCGCUAACAUUCAGACCCUUGCCGAAGCUGUGAAUAUUUUUACAGAGUGCUCGGAUCCAAUCAGGGAUGCGAAAACUGGAAAGAAUUUGAUUCCGCUCAUGGUUCAGAGUCGAAGGACCAAAGAUUACGAUUUUGAAGGUGUUUUCUGCGUUGUUCUCAAGCUCAACGGGAAGGUGGUUUCGGCGGCUCUACUGCAAAUAUUUGGUCGGGAAUUUGCUGAAGUGCCUUUGGUAGCAACUAGCCUCCCACACCAGGGCCAGGGUUUCUGUAAAGCACUUAUGACGACAAUAGAGAGACUUCUUGGGGUGCUGAGUGUGGAGCGGUUGGUGCUCCCUACAGCCAAGGAUACAGAAUCACUUUGGGUCAACAAGUUUGGCUUCAGUCGUGUGCCAGUGGACCAGCUGAAAACAAUUUGUACAACUAUACGUUUGAUGACAUUCACGGGCACGUGUAUGCUGGGGAAGGCCAUCACUCCAAUGACAGUGUAGGGCGCGAUGGCCAAGACUGUUCGCUGCAGAAUGAGAUUAUUCUCGGAGGCUCCCAAGUUAACAUUUGUUGUACAGAAAGAGGUUUCAAAGACAUGUAGAGUCGUGAUGGUUGUAUUCGUGCAUACCGUGUAGAGCUCUUUACUGAAGGUGCACUUUCAAAGGACUGCUGCUUCUCCCAGUUUUGGGUACAUUGAUGAGGAGGUUUUGCUGGCGCUUUACAUGGCAAGUUUUAGCAACUAUGUUCAUACCACUGUUACCUGCUCCAGGCUCUAGUGCAGCACGUCUGUAAAUGGUUUGUAAAGAGCUCAGUUUUUCUGUCAAGCUUGAAAAUUUGCCGCCGCAUUCCAGGCUCCUUAACCAUCUUCCUCUUUCA
Physcomitrium patens is the source of this 4039-nucleotide messenger RNA. RefSeq lists its product as uncharacterized. The record is from RefSeq and is a predicted model, not a curated record. Gene Ontology annotation, biological process: positive regulation of transcription by RNA polymerase II. Gene Ontology annotation, molecular function: acyltransferase activity, transferring groups other than amino-acyl groups; chromatin binding; RNA polymerase II transcription regulatory region sequence-specific DNA binding. NCBI's taxonomy places the organism in Eukaryota, Viridiplantae, Streptophyta, Bryopsida, Funariales, Funariaceae. Gene Ontology annotation, cellular component: nucleus.